Molecule: messenger RNA, 1890 nt
Organism: Musa acuminata AAA Group (dessert banana)
Lineage: Eukaryota; Viridiplantae; Streptophyta; Magnoliopsida; Zingiberales; Musaceae
Product: chromophore lyase CRL, chloroplastic-like
Exons: 9
Coding region: 85-882 (265 amino acids)
Biological process (GO): protein-phycocyanobilin linkage
Molecular function (GO): lyase activity
Source: RefSeq, a predicted model, not a curated record
UCGUCUCUAUUCGAACGGUUCUCGGCGUCGAUUCCUCUUGGACGACGCGUGGCGGAGUCGAAGGGGAACGGACGAGGAGGGAGGAUGGGGACGGGCACGGAGGAGCCGAGCAGCAGCGGGGGCGGGUCCGCAAGCCGCGCGCGAGGGCUCGCCGUGAAGGCGCUCGUACUGCUGGGCGGCGCAUUGCUGCUUAAGUGGCUGAGGAAGUCCACCACCCGAUGGGAUCACGCCCGCGCCGUCGCCGAUUCCCUCAUCGGAGAGAAGUUCUCUCGAGAGCAGGCUCGCAGGGAUCCCGCUGGCUAUUUCAAUAUGAGAACGCUCACAUGCCCAGCGACAGAGAUGGUAGAUGGCUCAAGGGUUUUAUACUUUGAGCAGGCAUUUUGGAGAACUCAUCAGAAACCUUUUCGACAAAGAUUUUAUAUGGUGAAGCCUUGCCCAAAAGAGAUGAAAUGUGAUGUUCAGUUGAGUUCUUAUGCAAUAAGAGAUGUGGAAGAGUACAAAAACUUUUGUGACCGUCCGAAGGAUCAGAGACCACAGCCUGAGGAGGUUAUUGGGGAUAUCACAGAACAUCUAACAACUGUUCAUCUAUCACGAUGUGAACGUGGAAAGCGCUGUUUAUACGAAGGUUCAACUCCACCCAGCGGCUAUCCCAAUUCAUGGAAUGGCGCAUCAUACUGUACGUCUGAGCUUAUAGUUCACAAGAACGGUGAAGUGCAUACUUGGGACAGAGGCUAUGAUGAUGAAGGCAAUCAGGUCUGGGGUCCAAAGGCAGGUCCUUACGAAUUCAAACCUGCAACACCACCGUCAAGCUACGACUACAUGUUUUCACCUUUGAACUUACCCUCUGUGUUGGCAUUGGAGAAGACAUGCUUUCACCUUUGAACUUACCCUCUGCAUUGGCAUCCGAGAAGACGAGGGAGAUCUCUUUUACAGUCGGGUUCAUGAUGUAAUCCUGUUGGCAUUUAAAAUUUUAUUCUAUUUUUCAAAUAUUUGUUCUCCUCACGAACGAAAGAACGUUCCCGAGAACACCGUUGAGUUAACCGCUCAGCAUGAGUGAGAGAUGCCCAGUUUGGCAGAAUCUCCACCUCACAGCAAGAAGAAACCCGAACUCUUUGGGCGUACUGUUUUCUUGGAUGCUGUGGUCCAUUGGACUUUGGUUCCUGUUGUCACGCUAGAGGACGAAGGUCAGCAGUCAAGACAGGAAUGCUUAUACAAAUGAUCGAUUAUGCCCUGUCAAAGGAGAAUUUGGCCUAUAAUGAAGAAGAUGGUGGAGGAUUGUACAUAGCACAGCAGUUGCUUCAAGAUGAGCCAGAGAAAUUUAUAUGGGGCAUGAUAAAAGUGAAGGGUAGAGAGAUUAGUGAGCGAAGAAAUGGGAAGACUGUCCUUCGCUUCCUUUUUCUGUUCAUGUUUCCUCGCUUUUCAUCUCUACCAUCAUAUAAUUCUCAAGAGAUUGGAGCAAACUACAACAAUUAAUUACUUUUGCAUUAGUUAAUCAAUCAGCUGCUCUGUCGGGUUAUGGUUUAUGAUGAAUAUUGUCUAAAGCCUUCCACACACGAAGAAGGCCAAUCCAUAAGCAUCAUCAGUGCUUGAUAAGAGUUCAGAUAGGCGUCAGAACAACUCGGCCCCUUAAUAAUUUUCAAGAAGACGAACGAUUCCAUUUUUACUCUUUUGUCCGCACGCACGCGCCGGCACACGCAUGCACGCUCGUGCGGACGAUAACCAUGAGACUGCCAUUUAUUCACAUUUUUGGAGCAAUGAUUCAUACAGAGGCUGUUAUACUUUGUUUAUCAAAAGAAAAAAAAAAGACAUCAUAUUUGGACACAAAAUGUUUGUUCCACAGAAACCUAUAGACACCCACCCAGUCCUUCAACCAAUCAUGAAUCAUAUGCC